This is a messenger RNA of Penicillium brevicompactum, 2148 nucleotides long. Its product is annotated as ATP-dependent DNA helicase 2 subunit KU80. The record is from RefSeq and is a predicted model, not a curated record. Lineage: Eukaryota; Fungi; Ascomycota; Eurotiomycetes; Eurotiales; Aspergillaceae. The coding region runs from base 1 to 2148 and encodes 715 amino acids. Gene Ontology annotation, cellular component: nucleus; Ku70:Ku80 complex. Gene Ontology annotation, molecular function: double-stranded DNA binding; damaged DNA binding; telomeric repeat DNA binding. The transcript is spliced from 11 exons. Gene Ontology annotation, biological process: cellular response to gamma radiation; DNA recombination; telomere maintenance.
AUGGCUGAAAAAGAGGCAACAGUUUACAUUGUGGACGUGGGAAGGUCUAUGGGUGAGCGUCAUCAUGACCGUCCAGUGACCGAUCUUGAGUGGGCCAUGCAGUAUGUUUGGGACAAGAUUACUGCAACGGUGGCUACCGGUCGUAAGACCGCAAAUGUUGGUGUAAUUGGACUCAGGACAGAUGACACAUCCAACGAGCAAGAGGACGAUGACAGUUAUUCCAAUAUCUCAGUUCUGUUUGAGCUCGGCCAGGUCCUCAUGCCUGAUAUCCGGUCGUUGCGAGAAUUGAUCAAGCCUAGCAAUACAAAUCGCGGUGACGCGAUCUCUGCUAUCAUCACUGCCAUUCCCAUGAUCACUACUUUCACCAAGCAAAACAAGUACAAGCGCAAAAUUGUUCUUGUAACCAAUGGCACGGGUGCAAUGAGCAGUGAAAAUUUCUCAGAUGUGGUAGAAAAGCUGUUGGAGGUCAACAUUGAGCUGGUGAUCCUCGGUGCCGACUUUGAUGACCCAGAAUAUGGGGUGAAAGAAGAGGACAAAGACAUGAACAAGGCAAAAAACGAGGAGCUACUUCGUACCCUUGCAACAGACAGCAAAGGCAUGUUUGGAACGCUGGAACAAGCAGUCUCGGAGCUCGAGAUUCCCCGCAUCAAAGCCACGAAAAGUAUGCCGACGUUCAAAGGCAGGCUCACUCUUGGUAAUUCUGAUCAAUACGAAUCGGCAAUGCACAUCCCCGUGGAACGCUUCUUUCGGAUCUCUGUCGCUAAACCCACAUCCGCAAGUUCUUUCGUGAUCCGCUCUGGGGCUGAAAGUGGUCAAGGCCCUGCUCCAGGGAGUCAGGCCCCAAACGCUCCCGAUUCUCUCACGUCAGUGCGAAUGUCGCGCACAUACCAAAUCUCGGACGAAUCUGCCCCGGGAGGAAAGGUAGACGUUGAGCGAGAUGAUCUCGCAAAGGGUUACGAGUAUGGACGCACGGCAGUUGCAAUUGAUCAGGCCGAUGAAAAUGUCACCAACUUGCAGACAUUUGCCGGGCUAGACUUGAUCGGGUUUGUUCACGAGGAUAAAUAUGACCGCUACCUACACAUGUCUAACACAAAUGUCAUUAUACCAGAGCGUGGCAAUGACAACGCAUCUAUCGCGCUUUCAUCCUUCAUCCAUGCCCUCCACGAGGUUGAGUCAUAUGCAGUUGCUCGAUUGGUGACAAAAGAAUCCAAACCCCCGAUGAUCGUUCUGCUGGCACCAUCCAUUGAGCCAGAUUAUGAAUGUUUGAUCGAAGUGCAGCUCCCAUAUGCCGAAGAUGUUCGGUCUUACAGAUUUCCACCUUUGGACAAAGUUAUCACUGUCUCUGGGAAGACUUUGACGGAACACCGCAAUCUCCCGAGCGCUGCCUUGAAAGAUGCUAUGAGCGAUUACGUCGACAGUAUGGAUCUAGAUAUCAAGAAUGAUGAAGGUGAUUUCAUCGAGGGUCUGCCAAUUGAAGAUGCAUUCUCACCUCUGCUUCACCGUCUUGACUCUGCCAUUCGAUAUCGCGCAGUUCACCCAGAUGACCCGAUUCUGGAGCCUUCAGAGAAACUCACUGAAUUCUCCCACCCAUCGGAAGAUAUGGUCAACAAAUCUAAAAUCCAUCUCGCAAAGUUGGUCUCUUUAGCAGACGUUAAAAAGGUCCCUCCCAAGACAAGGGGUCGCAAACGCCAACGCGAGACAGAGAAACCCCUCUCUGGUCUGGACGUGGACGCUCUCUUAAACCUCGAGCCAGCACGCUCCAAAAUCUCCACCGAGAAUGCCGUCCCAGAAUUCAAGCAGACGCUCUCCCGUGCAACCAACAUUGAAGCCAUCCAGGAUGCUGUGCAGCAAAUGGCGAUCAUCAUCGAGUCGCAAAUCACGCAUAGUCUAGCUCACUCAAACUACGACCGGGUUGUCGAAGCUCUUGGGACUAUGCGCGAGGAAUUAGUUGACUACGAGGAGCCGACGAUGUAUAAUGAUGUCAUUGUUUCGCUCAAGGAGAAAAUGCUGGCAGAGAAGCUUGGUGGGGAUCGGAAGGAGCUGUGGUGGGCUAUACGGAAGAACAAGCUUGGUCUAAUUGAGAAAGACGAGGUCGAUAGCUCGACGGUUGAAGCUGAUGAGGCUCGUGAGUUUCUUGCUGCAAGCUGA